Molecule: messenger RNA, 411 nt
Organism: Magallana angulata
Lineage: Eukaryota; Metazoa; Mollusca; Bivalvia; Ostreida; Ostreidae
Exons: 3
Coding region: 1-411 (136 amino acids)
Source: RefSeq, a predicted model, not a curated record
AUGAAAUGCAACAAAUUCAUUGUCUUCAUGAUAAUGAUCAUCCUAGCGGUACGAGGGGAAUUCAUCUCCGAUUUUAUGUACAGAAAUUCCCAUUACGACAACAGGGCAACUCUGGAAACCAAUGUUAUUUUGACAUCGAAUUUCCACAGCGUUAUCGACUGUGCAUCCCACUGCACGAGACGCGAUGAAUGUGAAUCUAUGCUGUUCAACAUGGACACUUAUUCUUGUCAACUUCUGUCCGUACGCAUGGAUGUGAUGUCAGACACAGGACCACAGUCUUACCUAGGAUGGCUCUACUAUGAGAGGAGAACUAGUGAGCCGAUUGCAUCCUUGACAACUGAUUUGCCAGGAACAGAAAUUAACACUGAAAUUGAGACUGGAACUACUCAGUCUUUACCUGUUCUAGUCUGA